CCGAAAAUCGAAUGAAUAUUUGAAUUUUAUAAUAUAGUUUUAUGUAUAAAUAUUAACUGUAUUUAAUAUUAAAAUAUUCAAAUAAUUUUAAAAUAUUAUUUAUAUGUUGAAAUAUCUAAAAUUGAAUUAUUAGAAUAUUUUUUAUUUAAAAUAUUUAAAAUUAGCUUCGAAUUUUUGUCUGAAAAUCCAAAAAAUCUGAUACUCAAUAAAAAAUCCGGUUAUUUUGACUUUUUAACCUGAAUUACCAAAAAAUCGAUACAGAAAUCAGAUAUAAACCGGUUUUCAAUUUUGUUAUCCGAACCAAACCGAAAACUUAAAUAACUGAACCGAAGCUCAACCAAACUUUAUAAACACUGGAUCCUAAACCUCUAUAAUAAAGAACCGAAAGAACCGAAUGAACCGAAAGAACCUGGUCAUUUCAUAUAACCCGCUUAACCUGACCCGACCCCCAUAUUUCCCUUUAGUGGGCCCAUCGGCCCAUUAAAAUAACAAAUAACUAAUAGUCUUCUUCUUCCUCUUUCUCUUCGGCUCUGUAAUUUACAAUCGGGAAAGUUGUAAUCAACACUCACUUACGAUUGAUGAACUUACCCAUCAGCAUGCUUUCGAUGCUGUAACUAUUCUCAAAUCAUCUAAUUUCAGUCUCGUGGAGGAUCAAAACUAGGGUUAAUCUCUCCCUGACCAAUGCGGUGGCUGCUGCAGCGAACGGUUAGUUUCUCCACUACUUUUCCCAAAUUCAGACAAGGGUUUGGUUUUAUUCAGACAUGUGGUUUAGUCAACGUAAAGCUAAAAUGGGUAAAAGACAAGGAACUCGACGCCGUCGUGGCUCGUGAGAAGCAUCUCAAAGCAGUAUGCAACCUCGUUUCGAUCAUCUCGUCUUCACACGAUACGAAAGCACCGAUCUUUCACCUCAACACUCACCGAGGCCAGCUCGGUCUCCCUCAAGAGCUAAAGCUCGCGGCUUUCAUAAGGAGAUACCCCAACAUCUUCGUGGAGCAUUGUUGUCGUGAUGGCGGAGGUACUCGCGUUCCUUGUUUCGGUUUAACCUCCGAGGCGAUAGAGCUUUACAGUGAAGAGGUUAACGUUGUGCGGGUGAAUGAAGAGGAUGUUGUGUCGAGGCUGUGUAAGCUUCUUAUGCUCACGAGCGAGAGAACGCUUCCUCUGCAUUCCGUAGAUCAUCUCAGAUGGGAUUUGGGUUUGCCGUAUGAUUACAAAGGUUCGUUGGUUCGUAACCACCAGGAGUUGUUCUGUUUGGUUAAGUUGUCUAGUGAUCUCGUCGGUUUGAAGCUGUUACAUUGGGACGAAGGUCUCGCUGUUUCACACCACAUGAGGAGUGAUGAUGGUGAUGGUGAUCAUAUGUCCUUCCCGGUUAAGUUUACGAGAGGGUUUGGGUUAAAGAGGAAGAGCAUGGAGUGGCUGCAAGAAUGGCAGAGACUCCCUUACACGUCGCCUUACGUCGACGCGUCUCAUUUAGAUCCGAGGACUGAUUUGUCGGAGAAGAGGAACGUUGGAGUGUUUCACGAGCUUCUUCAUCUGACGGUUGGGAAGAAGAUGGAGAGGAAAAACGUGAGCAAUCUUCGUAAGCCGUUUGCGCUUCCGCAGAAGUUCACCAAAGUGUUUGAGCGUCACCCGGGGAUUUUCUACAUUUCUAUGAAGUGUGAUACGCAGACGGUGAUCCUUAGAGAAGGUUAUGAUAGGCGGAAGCUCGUUGAAAGGCAUCCUCUUGUUGACAUCAGGGAGAAGUUUGCGGAUAUGAUGAAUGAAGGGCGUCUUGAUAGAAGUAGAGGGGUGUAUCGAAAGUCUGUUGACGAUGAUUUUGGGAAGAAGAGUGGCAAGAUUGUUUAUCCGGAUUGGUCUGAAGGAGAGGAAGAGGAAGUGUCAGAAAAUUAUCGGUUAUCCAGAUAUGACUCUGAUUGUUCUCUAGCUGAAGAUAUGGUCCCGGCAGGUCAGAGACCGAGGUGGCAGUAGUAAGUUGGCCUGCAAUGUUUGCUACGGUGAAACCAAACAUGACAUUGUCGAGAGACCACAUUCUAACUUUAUGAACUUGAGCUUCAGGGGCAUCAAAUGGGGGGUUUUCAUUUGAAUCAUUUCAACUGAAUCGUGUCUUGCUUUUGCCCUGUUAAUGUCAUUCCCGCCGCAAACCAUGCAAGUAAAUCUCAUUCGAUGGAACGCUACAGACAUAGGACAAAGCUGCUUUGUUGUUGCCGGUUCUCCAAAAGCGCAGAGCGAUGUAGCAUUACUUAGGACGUGUUAUGUUUGACUGUUUGAAGCGAGCAUGCACCUUUGGUCUAUUCGGUUCAUGACAUUGUGUUUUCCUGAAGACAGGUUACUGUUUUGAAGAAGUAGUCAUUCCUUCAUUGUGAGGUUAGUCCAUAUUAUCAUUUGACUCUCAAACAUAGAAAACAAAGUCAAGACUUUGUUAUAUUACCUUUAUGAAAUUAAAUGGAUUGUUUGCGUUAAA
This is a messenger RNA of Brassica rapa (field mustard), 2458 nucleotides long. RefSeq names its product protein WHAT'S THIS FACTOR 9, mitochondrial. The record is from RefSeq and is a predicted model, not a curated record. Lineage: Eukaryota; Viridiplantae; Streptophyta; Magnoliopsida; Brassicales; Brassicaceae. Gene Ontology annotation, molecular function: RNA binding.